AUGAUAUUACAACAUACAAUAAAUUCGAUACGGCUGCUGGCAGCCGCUUGUCUUAUACCUUUGAUUACGAUAACAUUUUUAACAGAUACUGUCAAAGGUUCCAAUUCAAAAAGUGAAGAUUGGUCAAAUGCAUAUAACCAACAUUUUUACUCAGACUUAACGGGAACAAUACGGGAAUUAACAUCGAAUGAUAAUAAUGAUUACACAGAUACACGUUUUCAACCUCCACUUGAUACUAAUAAUAAAAAAGCACAACCAAUAGCUGAAGGUUUACUUGUAGCAAGUGCUGACAUAAUUGCUCCUAGUAUAUCUAUAUCACUUAGUAAAGAAACAUCACAUGAACGUCAUAAACGUGAAGGAGUUGUGGAAAAUUCAUCGAUACCUACUGUUUCAUUGCCAUCAAUUAAUACUGAACAAAUAUUGCCUGGAUUAUCAAAUAAUGCCGCCGAUAAUGAACCAAUUAUGAAUGAUGCAGAUUCAAAUUUAUGGGCUCGUGUUUUAUCUUUAUCAACUGUUUUGGAUGGUAGUGGAAACGAACCUGAAACUACAUCAGGAACAGAGGCGACAGAAUCUACACCAGUUGCACCGACAACUAUUGAACUGACUACAAUUGAAACUACUCCCUAUUCAAUAAUAGAAUCUUAUAGUACUGAAGGAGAAUACACUAGUAUUGGUACUGAGCAAACAUCAUUCACUUCCGUAUCAUCAGAGACUGCUACAAUAACUUCAUUCCAAAGUAUACAAACAGAAGAAACGAUUCUCACAGAUACAGCAACACCUAUUACAUCAUCAGCUGUUACAGAAAAUGUAACCGAAACUGUUGUUACAGAAACAAGCCCUGUAAUUGAAACAGAAACUGCAACAACAUCUGAAAUGGUAACUGAAUCAACUACUGAACAACAAAUAGUAACCGUAACCGAAGGAUCAACUGGUGAAGUCUCUUCAACAGAAACAACUCCUGUAACUGAAACAGAAACUGCAGCAACAUCUGAAAUAGUCACUGAAUCAACUACUGAAUCGCAGACAGUUAUUUCAACCGAAGGGCCUACUAUCGUUCAAGUUUCUUCAACAGAAAUAAGUCCUGUAACUGAAACAGAAACAGCAGCAACAUCCGAAAUUGUGACUGAAUCUACUACUGAAUCUCAGACAGUUAUUUCGACCGAAGGGCCUACUAUCGGCCAAGUUUCUUCAACAGAAACAAGUCCUGUAAUUGAAACAGAAACUGCAACAACAUCUGAAAUGGUAACUGAAUCAACUACUGAAUCUCAGACAGUUAUUUCAACCGAAGGGCCUACUAUCGGUCAAGUUUCUUCAACAGAAAUAAGUCCUGUAACUGCAACAGAAACAGCAGCAACAUCUGAAAUGGUGACUGAAUCGACUACUGAACAACAAAUAGUCACCGUAACCGAAGGAUCUACUGGUGAAGUCUCUUCAACAGAAACAACUUCUGUAAUUGAAACAGAAACUGCAGUAACAUCUGAAAUGGUGACUGAAUCGACUACUGAACAACAAAUAGUCACCGUAACCGAAGGAUCUACUGGUGAAGCUUCUUCAACAGAAACAAGUCCUGUAACUGAAACAGAAACUGCAGCAACAUCUGAAAUAGUGACUGAAUCAACUACUGAAUCUCAGACAGUUAUUUCGACCGAAGGGCCUACUAUCGGUCAAGUUUCUUCAACAGAAAUAAGUCCUGUAACUGAAACAGAAACUGCAGCAACAUCCGAAAUGGUGACUGAAUCGACUACUGAACAACAAAUAGUCAUCGUAACCGAAGGAUCUACUGGUGAAGUCUCUUCCACAGAAACAAGUCCUGUCACCGAAACAGAAACUGCAGCAACAUCUGAAAUAGUAACUGAAUCAACUACUGAAUCUCAGACAGUUAUUUCGACCGAAGGACCUACUAUCGUUCAAGUUUCUUCAACAGAAAUAAGUCCUGUAACUGAAACAGAAACAGCAGCAACAUCCGAAAUGGUGACUGAAUCUACUACUGAACAACAAAUAGUCACCAUCACUGAAGGAUCUACUGGUGAAGUUUCUUCAACAGAAACAAGUCCUGUAACUGAAACAGAAACUGCAGCAACAUCUGAAAUAGUGACUGAAUCCACUACUGAAUCGCAAACAGUUAUUUCAACCGAAGGGCCUACUAUCGGUCAAGUUUCUUCAACAGAAACAAGUCCUGUAACUGAAACAGAAACUGCAGCAACAUCUGAAAUAGUGACUGAAUCCAGUACUGAAUCUCAGACAGUUAUUUCAACCGAAGGGCCUACUAUCGGUGAAGUCUCUUCAACAGAAACAACUCCUGUAACUGAAACCGAAACUGCAGCAACAUCCGAAAUGGUGACUGAAUCGACUACUGAACAGCAAAUAGUCACCAUCACUGAAGGAUCUACUGGUGAAGUCUCUUCAAUAGAAACAACCCCUGUAACUGAAACAGAAACUGCAGCAACAUCUGAAAUAUUGACUGAAUCCACUACUGAAUCGCAAACAGUUAUUUCGACCGAAGGAACUACUAUCAGUCAAAUCUCUUCAACAGAAACAAGUCAAGAACAAUCGACAACAGGAGAAACAGAGACAGAAUCGGUUAGUCCAACAGAGGCAUUGGUAACUUUAUCGUCAACUGAAAGUUCUACUAUAACAUCUUCGGAAACUGGAACUGUUUCAAGUAUUUCGGAAAGUACUACCGAAAUAUCCUCACUGGAAACAAUGUCUGUAUCUGCUGCAAGUAUUUCAGAAAUAACCACUCAAGCACCAACUGAAACGGAGGCAGCAACUGUUUCUAUUGAAACAACAACUAUUUCCGAAAUAGAAUCCAGUAUAACUUCAACUACUCCUGUUCAAAGCACAAGUGAAACAUCUUUAUCGAUUACAACUACCGAAGGAAUGGAAACAAUGUCUACGUCUGAAUCGGAAUCUACAUUAAGUACAGAAUCAUCAACUGUAUAUCCAUCGAGUACAGUCAGUCAAUCGUCAGUGGAGACUUCAGAAUCCACUACAGAAUCGACUACUCUAACUGUUCAAACCGUUACCGAAAGUAUUUCAUCAACAGAGACGACUGAAACCACUGGAAUAUAUUCAGUGUCUGAAUCUGAAAUGACUUCAUCAUCAUCAACAUUAUCUACGAUUACUAUUACUGAGACUAGCAGCUCGGCUACUCUUUCAACUGAGCUAGUAACUGAAGCGAUUUUGACAUCCGAAACAAGUUCAUCAUCAUCAUCGACUACAUUAAGCUCUGAGAGUUCUGCUCAAACCUUGGAAAGCACUGAAAGAACAAGCUUAGCUACAGAAACAGAAUCCGAAACAUCAUCAACGGCAACAACAACUGAAACUGGUACUUUUACUGAAUCUACAAUUACAGCAAGCUCUACUGAAAUAACAACUGAAAGUCCUGAAAAUCCUACAUCAUUUUUUCUUUAUUUUAACUAUAUAUCUUCCGGUUCACGAUUUCGUCGAGCGAUUCCUAUUGACUCACCACGAUCAUCUACUAUUGAAAAUGAAGUAGCUAACAUUUUAUUUGGAAUGAAUAUAACUUGUAACGAUACAUGUAUACGAGUGAGCCAAACUAGUGUAGUACCUCCUGAUGUUGAAUAUUUGGUUCAAUUAAAUGUACCACUCGAUAUUCCGGAACGUAUAGAACUUGUGAAUGGUUUUUUUGCGAAUAAUGUUAGUUUAAAUGAUAGUUAUAGAUUGACUGUAAGAAUAAUUAUGAAUGAUAGAACUGGAGAACUUUUAAAUUUUACAACAUUCACACCAGCAUGUAAAGAAUGUGAAUUUGCUUUUACAGGAAAUUGUACUAGUGAUAAUAAUGGUUGUGUAUGCAACCCCAAUUAUGAAGGACAAUACUGUCGAAAUUUAGUUCAAGCAACAACAAUUUAUUUACCAACAUCCAUCACUAUUUCAACAUUAUCAAGUAUUGCUCCGACUAGUACAAUUAGUACGAUACAAGCUUCAGUCACAUUAACAACAUCGACUAUAACAGAGAGCGAACUCUCUACCAGUUAUUCGACAUUCACUCCCGUCACUAUAACUACUGAAACAGGCGGUACAGAAACAGAAUCAAUAACUACAACAAGUCUUUCAACUGAAAGUGUACUAACUUCAGAAAGUAUGACAUCAGAAACAUUCUUAAGUACAAGUUCAAUAGUCACUAACACUUUAUCCUCGAGUACAACGACAGAGUCAAUAACACAAGAACAGACUAUUGAAGCGACAACAACAGUAUCAGCUGCAACUGUAGAAAUAACAAGUUCACCUGUCUCGAUCACAGCGAGUACAACGACAGAAUCAAUAACACAAGAACAGACUAUUGAAGCGACAACAACAGUAUCAGCUGCAACUGUAGAAAUAACAAGUUCACCUGUCUCAAUCACAACGAGUGCAACGACAGAAUCAAUAACACAAGAACAGACUAUUGAAGCGACAACAACAACUAUUGAAGCGACAACAACAGUAUCAGCUGCAACCGUAGAAAUAACAAGUUCACCUGUCUCGAUCACAGCGAGUACAACGACAGAAUCAAUAACACAAGAACAGACUAUUGAAGCGACAACAACGGUAUCAGCUGCAACCGUCGAAAUAACAAGUUCGCCUGCCUCAAUCACAACGAGUACAACAGCAGCAACUCAAACAUAUGAAAGUACAACAUUAACUAUGACGGCAGAAACUGCUGGAUCAACAAUAACACAAACGACAGAAGCCAUAUCUUCAACAGAGGUUACAGUAACACAAGUUACUGGUUCAACUACAAUAGAAACUAUUAGCACAAGAAUCACUCCGACAACCAUCAUAACAACAGAAAUGGAAACAGUAGCAAGUACAACAUCAACAGAAACAUCAUCUAUACAAAGUGCAACAUCCACUCCCAUAACCUUGUCAACAGCAGAAACACAAACAGGUCAAAGUACAACAAUUGUCAGUUCAAGUACUGCAACUACAACUCCUAGCUCUAUUCAGACAGAAACAGUUGAAAUAACAACGGCAGGCAUAGGAACGACCGUGUCAACAUCCACGCCCAUGACUGUGAUAACAACAACAACAGUAACAGAGAUAGUUUCAACGUUAACUGUCAGUGAAGGAACAGCAAGCUCGAGUAAUGUACCGACAAGUGUUACAGCAAUAGAAACAACUGUAAUUAGCAGUCCAACAACAGUGACAGUCGAAAUUUCGACUUUGAUGGUGACUACAGAAACAACUAGCUCCAUAACUAGUACAAGCUCAUUUACUACUGCAUCAACAAUAGUUAUAGCUACUACAACACAAAUGACUACUAUAACUAGCACAUCAACAACAACGACUAUUUCAACUACUACAACCUCAGCACCACAAGUCUGCAUGUGGACAGAUCGGGUUAUAAUCAGUCCCUGCUCCGCUACAUGUGGAGAAGCGUUUCGAUUGACGAGUCGAUCAUGUGUAAAUUCGAUAACUGGUCAGAAUUGUAGCAGUCUUGCAUGCGGUACCGAAAGUGCAAUACAAAAUGAAUCUUGUUCUGCUUCUCCACCUUGUGAAACUAUUACUGUCAUCCCGAUAACGAGUAUUCGUGAUCCAACCUUGCGAAUGAAUUCUUACGCAUUACCGGAUAGAAUGUAUUUUUUUGAACAACAUUAUAAUCGUAUUUGGGUUACAAAUAAAGGUUACAUCAGUUUCGGUUUACCUUUUUACAGUCGAACAAUGACACGUUUUGCAUUCUUUCAACUAUUCGAUCAGGCAAUUGCAGCUCCAUUUUGGGCUGAUCUUGAUUAUUAUACUAACAAUUCUAGCAUCACAAUUGACUGGUAUAAUUCAUUGAGUGCUAAUCAAACAAAUGCAAAUGUUUAUAAUGCUGUUAUUCAACAGGCAGUAUCUGAAUCAUGUCCAGUACAAAUUUGUUCGACAAAUUUUGCAGCAGUUCGAGUUGUUCGAAUCAGUUGGAAAAAUCUUUAUUCCAGUCCAUCUGCCAUUAGCAGUCCUAUAAGCUUGUCAUUUUCCGCAUAUCUGAUAAACACUUAUGAAGUAGGUUUUUAUAGUUAUCCAAAUCUUCGAUCAUAUCUUGCAUUUGAUUAUACUAAUCUAUCAAGAAAUCUAGGUUAUCUUAAACCUUUUGUUGGUUAUCGUGGAAAAAGUUCUUUGAUUAAAAUUUUUAACGAUCCAUAUUUUUAUCAAAAUGCGUUAUUUCUAACACAAUCUUCACGAAAAACUUUUUAUGUUGGAGGACGUUCGUUAAGUGUAUGUGAAAUAUAUUAUUUACAAGAAACAAAUUCCAACAACUUAAAUCCUUCGAACAAUUUAAAUGAUGUUGUAAAUAAUCCACGAUUUCCAUGUCCAUGUUCAAUUGGUCAAGCAUUCGGCGAUAAUCGUUUUGUUCAAUUAUUUAGUGAAACUCCUUACGAAAGAUCACAAGGUCUUAUUUGUUUUGGACCACGAAUGACUAUUUGGGUUCCUUUUUGGACUUCUACUACAUUUUAUUGGAAACAACUUAGAUCACAAACAUGUUGUUAUAAUCAAUUUAAUGGAGGUUUAAUUACGUAUGGUGAUCUUGCUGGUUCAGUACUCUCCGAUCCAAAUAUACUUUUUCAACCAUAUCCUUGGCUAAAACGAAUUGCCUUCCACGAUCAAUGUUGUUUAUCAAGGAACAUUCGAGCAACUCAAAAUGAGAAUAACUGUCAUUUUUAUUAUCAACUUCAUCCAGCAAGUACUUGUACAGGAUAUCAAACACCUGCUAGGAUCUCUGGUAAUGGCGACCCGCAUAUUAGUACAAUUGAUAAUGGACGAUAUACAUGUCAUAUUCAAGGUAUUUAUGUAUUUGCUCGAACAAGUAAUAAUGCUAAUGCAACAGCUCAAUUUAAUCUUAAUAACAGUGGUGUAUUCGAUGAAAAUCUUAUCUAUCCUGAUGAUUUAUUUCAAAUAUCUGUUCGUUCUAUAUCUAUACCAGCAGCUUUACCUUAUAUACAAAUACAAGGUUCUGCUUCGCUAUUUUCUAGUUAUUCAGUUGUUGCUGGAAAUUAUACUUUUAAUAUUAGUAAUAAUAAUGGAAAAUUUGGUUUUGUUGCAAAUAAUGGUUCAUCUAGUUUAUCACUUACAGAAAGUUUAGCAGAUAAUUUAAAUUAUGAUAAUGCAAAUACGAUGAAUUAUAAUGAUCGAUAUUUUUAUCGAGUACAACAAACAGUUGUAUCUCUAGGAAGUAUAACCGUAGCUCAAUUAACAUUUGCUCUUUGGUCUGGUGUUACAAUGCAAUGUCAAAUUGUUAGUGAAAAUCUUGAUUGUAUUUUAUCAUUACCAAGAAAAUAUCGAACAUAUAUUGAAGGUUUAGUUGGUAAUUUUAAUGGAAAUUAUAGUGAUGAUUUAGUUAAUCGACAAACAAAUCAAACAGUUAUUAUAUCAUCUGCGACUAAUAGAACAGCAAUUAGUAAUGAUACAUCAGUUCUUCGAGCUUGUCUUUCAUGGAAAUUAUCUACUGAUACAACGCCGAAUAUGCCAAAUCCAAUUAUGCCUUCGUAUUUAGUUUAUACAUAUUAUAAUCAAUAUGCAAAUACACUUGCAAGUUUAAAUUCACUUCUUAAUCAAUCUGAAAUUGAUCGAACAUGUUCAACAAAUUUUGAAUGUCGUCAUGAUUAUAUAAUUCGAAUUAAUCCAAUAAGUAGUGGUAUAACAGCUUCAUCAUUAAAUUCAUUUCAACAAAUAGGAAUUAUAUUAGCUGAAAUAGUGCCGACUAUCAGUAUAUCUCCAACUAUUCAAAUAGGAAUACCAUAUAAUGAUUUAAAUCGUAUGUAUACAUUACCAAUUACUGUUACUGAUGCAAAAAGUACACUUGUAACUAUUUCUCAAAAUGGUUCCAUGACCAAUAGUAGUUUUAAUGGUGCAUCUAUUAUGAUUCCAAUUCCGAAUAAUUAUACUAGUUUUGUUCAAGUUUUUUUGACUAUUAGUUAUGGCACAAAUUCCACAUUGAUACAGUAUUUGAAUAUCAUCGCUUGUUUAUGUGCGAAUACUAGUUAUUGUAAUUAUGGCGAGACAAGGAGAAUAAAUGAUAAUUAUGAACUUGCUGCAUGUCGUUGUCCCGAUCAAUAUGAGGGAGAUUUUUGUGAAAAUCCAUAUAAUGGUUGCAAUUCGGGUAGUGCAUGUAGAAUUAAUUGGAAUAAUGGAACAAUAUGUAAUCCAUUAAAUGCUACUGAUCAAGUAGCACAAAAUCGUUCGUAUACUUGCAAUGGUACAUGUCAAAAUGGAUAUAGCUCAACUAAUAGUUACACAUGUGAUGAUAUUGAUGAAUGCCAACGGAAUUCAUCUCGAUGUGGAAAUGGUGUAUGUAUUAAUCUUAUUGGAACAUUUACAUGUAAUUGUUCGAAUGGUUAUCGAUUUGAAAAUCAAACAUGUAUUGAUAUCAAUGAAUGCAGAGAACCGAAUGUAGAUGGUACUUUUGGUGUUCGUUGUAAUGUCACUGAUGCUUGUAUAAAUACAAACGGUAAUUAUACAUGUCAAUGUAGUCCUAUUUUUAAUACAACUGGAACUUGUCUUUUUAAUGAAACUCUUUGUAAUGGUGAUACUUGCCGUUUGAAUGGUAUGAUAUUAUGUCUACGUGGUACGAUCGAAGAAAAUAAUACUUGUGUUCCUUGGUGUAAUUCAACAUGUCCUGGUUUUUGUGAAAUGGUGAAUAAUAUUAGUUAUCAAUGUAAUUGUUCGAAAUUUCCUGGUUAUCGACAUUCUGAUGAUGGAAAACAAUGUUUACCAUGUUAUGAGUUAAGUUAUGGUUAUGGUUGUAAUCAAAUAUGUAAUUGUACAUAUGGUGAUUGCAAUCCAAAUGCAACAAGUCCAACUGGAAGUUGUAUCUGUGAUGGAACACAUGAAGGAAUAUUUUGUGAUAGAAGUAUAGACAUGUGUGCACGUAACAACAUAUGUAAUAAUGCUACAGAAGACUGUGUAACAGAUCCUUCAAGUGGAAAUGCUACGUGUAGUUGUAAGAAUGGUUAUCAGAGAAUUACGCCAAUGAGUAAUUGUACAGAUGUCAAUGAAUGUAUUGACCAACUAGAUUUUUGUGUUGACGAUAUUUCACGUUGUAAUAAUACUAUUGGAAAUUAUACAUGUGAUUGUUUAGAUGGUUAUCAGUCUAUUGAUGGUUCAUGUUUCGAUGUAAAUGAAUGUAAUAUGAGUCAGACAAUCUGUUCAAACUAUAGUAAUACAUAUUGUGCUAAUACUCCAGGUUCAUAUGAAUGUCGAUGUAGUUUUAAUUAUUCGUUAGGAGGUGAUUAUACUCAACAAUAUGGAAAUGCUCGAAAUUCAAACAGUUCAUGUUUAUUAACAAAUUAUUCAGCACUUUGUGCAAAUCAAUGUAUGAAACCUGCUAUUUGUAGUUCAACAACAGGUCAAUGUGUAUGUCCAUCAUCGAACUAUAAUCUUGUUGUUUAUGCUUUGAAUGAUACUCAACAAACAUGUCAAUGUCCAGGUCAUCCAUUUGCUUAUUAUAAUGGAACUGACUGUAUUAAUGCAACUGGUCAAACUUGGUUAAUAAUAAAUUUAAUCUAUAAUCCAAGAAGUCGUACCGUAAUUAUCAGAGCACCAAAUUCAACUAGGAUAACAAAUAGAAUAGCCGACUUUUUAUUUAAUAUGAAUAUAACAUGUAAUGGAUCAUGUAUAACUAUAUAUGAUACACAGAGUCUUGUACCGCCAGAACUUCAAAUUAUGGUUACGAUAGACGCUCCAAUGAGUAUUUCACAACGAAUAGAGUUUGCAAAUAAAGUAUUCGAUGAAGAACGUAUCUAUGAUGAUGAUCACACAACACGUUUGAUACAAAUGAUUAUGGAUCCAUCAUCAAAUAGACUGUUUAAUAUCACAAGGCGUCUAGUACCUUGUGAUGAAUGUGAAUUUUCGGAUAGAGGUCGUUGUUAUUCAAAUAACAGCGGUUGUCAAUGUUAUACUGGUUUUGAAGGAGAUUUUUGCCGAAUUGUUUCUGCAACAACUGUUGCUCCAACACCAGUAUUAUCAGAUAGAAAUUGGACAAUUAUUAUUGCCGUUAUCAGUGCUGUAGCUGGUCUUCUAUUAAUAAUUUCUAUUGCUAUGUGUAUAUUUUUUAUCAUAAAACAAAGAAAUAUACCAUCUACAAAGCCAGAAUUACCAUCGACUCGUCAACAAUUUACAAUACCUCGUGCACAUAUUCCAACAAUGGGUACUGGUAACCGAGAUUUAAAUCGUUUAGAUGAUUUUAGUCUUGAUAAUACACAUGAUGAACCAUAUGUUGAUGCAUCAGAUUCAUUACCAUCAAGUACAAAUACAACAUAUAAUACAACAUAUCGUGCAACUGGAAAUCGUCCAGAAGCAGAUUUUGGUAUAUUUGAUGAAUUAGAAAAUCGUAUACCUUUAUCAAAAGGUCAAAUACCACGACCACAAAUGGCUAAUAUGAUGGGUACAUUAAAUAGUUUACCAGCUCAUGAACGAUUUGAUGGACCAUUAGGUGAAGCUAGUACAUUUUCGGAUAGUCGAGAACUUGAUGAUAUUGAAUUAGUUACUGAUAUGGUUGAUGACAUGACUAAAGAUGAUGAUAUGGAAGAUGAAUUUGUUGAAGCAUUAAAUCCAAAUUUAGUAAUGCCAAGAUUAGCUCUACAACCAGAAAUGAAAUCAUCUGGAUGGUUUUCAGUAUGUUAA
Rotaria sordida is the source of this 10602-nucleotide messenger RNA. NCBI's taxonomy places the organism in Eukaryota, Metazoa, Rotifera, Eurotatoria, Philodinida, Philodinidae. The record is from the annotation of a GenBank genome assembly.